This is a messenger RNA of Rhineura floridana, 6439 nucleotides long. RefSeq names its product torsin family 3 member A (gene TOR3A). The transcript has 6 exons. Gene Ontology annotation, cellular component: endoplasmic reticulum lumen; nuclear envelope. The record is from RefSeq and is a predicted model, not a curated record. The coding region runs from base 132 to 1352 and encodes 406 amino acids. Gene Ontology annotation, molecular function: ATP hydrolysis activity; ATP binding. Lineage: Eukaryota; Metazoa; Chordata; Lepidosauria; Squamata; Rhineuridae.
AGCGGAUCAGGAAUUUAAGUAAACGCAGGGCUGGGUUUGCUCCCAGCAGCUGUCGGAGCGAGGCUAGGCGCUGUGGCGAAUGUGUCGCGAGCCCUUCACGCACACGCGCGCGCACCCCCCUCCCACUACACAUGGCCGUGGUGUGCAGGGUUGUGCAUUCCAGCCCUUUGCUGUAUUUCUGCCUCUGUGUUUUGCUAGUGGGCGCACCCGGGCACGCAAGACAAGACAGGCUUUGGGAGCGCAGAAAAGCAGCUCAGAGUUCAGCUCGGCUGGGCAAUGAACACUACGGGAGAUUGCAGAACCAUCUAGGGGCCGCGAGGGCCCUCUCCAACAGGUAUUGGCAUUUCCUGGCCUGCAGGUUGUGGCAGGAGGACUGUGAGGAAGAGGAGGAGGAGGAAGAGGAAGGAGGAAAGGUCAUCCUGGAACAGCAAGGGUGGAGCUUGCCCAUCGUGAGUGAGAUAGUCUCCAGCUGGUACUGUAGCUUUGGCAGAUGCUGUGCAACAGGAGACUGCAGAGUGAUCAAUAACAUCACAGGGUUGGAGCUGGACCUGAGCAGGAGACUUCAUGGACAACACUUAGCAAAAGAUGUUGUCCUGAAAGCAGUUCAAGGCUUCCUAGAGACACCCCAGCCAGAGAAAGCCCUGGCUCUUUCUUUCCAUGGCUGGUCUGGCACAGGCAAGAACUUUGUGGCCCAGAUAAUAGCAAAACAUCUCUACCGGGAUGGCCUGAAGAGUGACUGUGUCAAAGUCUUCAUCUCGCUAUUUCACUUCCCCCAUUCCAAGUAUGUGGACAUAUACAAGGUUCAGCUAGCAAAGCAGAUCAGCGAGGCAGUGCAACAGUGUGAGCAGUCAUUGUUCAUCUUUGAUGAGGCAGAGAAACUUCAUGGUGGUCUCCUAGACAUCUUAAAACCAUACAUGGAACACUAUGACAACAUUGAUAUGGUGGAUUACCGGCGGUCCAUCUUCUUAUUCCUUAGUAAUACUGGUGGCAACAUCAUCAAUGAGGUAGCCCUCGACUUCUGGCGAGCUGGACGAGCCAGAGAGGAAAUUACCAUGGAGUCCUUCGACCAGUACCUGCGUGCAGAACUGUUGGAGUCUACAGAUGAGGUUUAUGCCCACAAUCGUCUUCUGGAAGAGAACCUCUUAGACUUCCUGGUACCUUUCCUGCCCCUUGAGUACUGCCACGUGAAGCUGUGUGCUCGGGAUGCUUUCCUAGCCCAGGGACUUCAGUUCACUGAAGAGGCACUGGAUGAGGUUGCAAAGAUGAUGGUGUUUGUCCCCAAGGAGGAGAAACUUUUCUCUGCCCAGGGUUGCAAGUCAGUCUUCCAGCGCAUAAACUACUUUCUUCCCUGAUGUGUUUAUUGGGUGGGUGGGGUUGACUGCACACAGGACUGCAGAGCAACCUACUCUCCUUUUUCUUGCACAGCGGUCAAAUGUCUUGUGACAUUUAUUGCACUGCAAUCAGGUAUUAAAUUCCUUACAAUGUUUGGACAAGUGGACUGGAAAAAGAGAUAAAGCCGAAGUCCACUGAAGAACUUGCAUCAAAAAAUGGAGAUAUUGCCAAUAAGCAGACAUUAUGUAGCUGGAAUCUACAUGAAUGGUGCUGCUGAAAAGGCAUUUGGCAUGUGCAAUUUUGGAAGAUCACAAAAUGGUGCUUCUGGGCCAUCCAUAGUGCAGAGUGAGCAUUUAGGCUGUCCUGGGCCAGGCGAAUUGCAACAGCAAGAGGAGUAAAAGACUUCUUCAUUUUGCCUUCAAGACUAGCACUUCAUUGGGCAUUCAUCUGAAAGCAGUCAUGACCUCCUCUGCUCUUUCAAGAGCGUGACUGAGCAAGGAACCAAAAUAUUUGCUUACAAUGCAACAGACGCCUCUCUUUUCUAUAUUGAGAUUAUGAAUCAGGUAGCUUGCCUUAAGCUUGGAGACAUGCUGCUCGUCUCCCCCCCCCCCAGGUACUUAAUAAUCAACUUUUAAAAGAUGUAGGGAUACAACAGCACAUAAUGUGCUGGAAAGCUAUGGUCAACUGCUGCUUCCAAAAGCACACAUACACUGAAGAAUGCACACAUGCAAUUCUUAUUAGUCUGCUGAGGGUUUAAAAUCUGGGGGACCAUAAUGGUGUACUCAACUGCAUGUCUUGGGUGUGCGUAGGAUGGGAGGUAGUGACAAAAGCCAACAUUACGUGACCCAUUGCAAUACAGUUUCAGCCUAGUGCUAAGGUUAAGCAAUAAGCUUACAGUCGAGAGAUAAAGCAAGCACUGUUUGCAUGAGCCAGAGUUUGCUGGUGUUGCAUAACCACAUCUUUAUUAACUAAAAUCUGGCACCAUUAUCCAUUCCCAUUACAGUACAAAACACAGAGUGGCUAAGCUUAGAAUUCUGACACUUACUUUGGCCCAUUUUGGAUGGUCAUAUGUAUCCUACCUCUUAGCCCAACAGAGACUCACUGUCUGCUUAAGGGCUACAAGCACAGGCCUGAAUGAUGCAGGAUGUUAUAUAUGAUGAGUUCACACUUCAAGCCUCCACACAUAGGCCCUGUGCAAACAUUAACCUAUGCGUGAAUGUCCACCAGACCUAGAGGCAGCGGAGGCAUGCUUAGUAGGUGGGGCUGGGGCAAUCUCACUUCCCCACUGCACACAACCCAGAUUAUACCUCUUACUUACGCAGAUCAUAUAUGGCCUGUGGGCUGAAUCUGAUGUCCCCCAUACUAUUUUUAGUGCCCCCCAAGACCCCCAACAAUUUGGUGGCAGCAUUUCUUUUUACAAACUGCUCUGCUGAAUGCUGCAGUGUCCUGUGGUGUGUAGCUUCCUCCUUCUUGAGCACUUUAUGAAACAGCUGGAACCACCCAGAUCUUCCUUUCUGCUGCACUGGGGAAAAAAAACUCUCAUUGCCAUGCAGGGCUGGAAAACUGUUGCAAUGCUCUAGAGCAAGGUGCCCCAAAGCUGCACAACUGAGAGAGACAGAAAGCUCACAGCUAUACUAGCAAAAAUUUAAAUUGAAAUAUGGUUACAACAAGCCCUGGCAAAUAAGAUUGCAGGCUUGCUCAUUUAGCCAUUACUUCACAAUUAUCAGAUAAAUGAAUAGAAAAGGAUUCUCCUGCCCCAGCUCUGGCCAUCACAAGAUGAAACAAUUAGCCAAGCCCUUUCUACCACACUGUUUCUUUCCUCUCAUUUUGAAUGGAAAAAUAGCUUGCCAUUCAUUAGCCUCCUUGCUUUACCAAUAUACCAGUUUAGGGCAGGGCUCUGCCUUAACGAAACAGAAAGGCAGUUUGCCUCCUUUGCAGUCUCCUCUCAUUGCAGUGCAGGGCUGGAAAAUCUGUAUAGCUGGGGUGUCUUGGGGCUGCAACACUGAGAUCGAAAGAAAGCUCAGAGGGGUGACAAGACAGCUCACACUUACCAGUUGCCUGAGCACAAAUGAAGUGCGAGAACUGCCUGCAGUAUGGAGAAGUACAAUGGCUUGACAGCUUGGGAUGUGUCAGAGAGGAUGUUGAGCGAGUUGUCAAGGAGGGAGAGAACGCUGAAAGGGGGUUGGAGACUGCUGAGGGAGAUAAGCAUGAAAAACAUCUCAUGGCAAUGAAUUCAUUAUUUUUUAAAAGGCGAGUGAGUUGGGGGUAGUCAACAAGCAUUAACACGUCCAGAUAGUAUCUCUUUCUACAAGCCCUUUCUUUAGAAGUAAAAUUGUAAAAAACAAAACAAAACCACAACCCACCAAUGCUAGUAAUUCUUAAAGGUGUGAGUGUGGAUAAUAAUUAUUACAGAUUUUUAAUAAGCACUAUUCUUUUGAAUUUAUUUUGAGGGCUUGUGAAAUCAUUCUAGGGCAAUUGUUUCUAUUAAUUCAAAUUCAUUUUAAAAACUUUUAAGUCUUAUGUAUUAAUAAGAAAUGCAGUUUGCUUUGGCCUUGCCCACUUUUACACUUCAGCCCUGGUCACUUUGGCAUGCAACCCCUGGAGGGCUUGCAACAGGACAAUGUAGCCCUCAAACCCAGAACAGUCAAGUGGAUCUACAGCAUGGGUUGUGGAUCUGUGGCCUCCAAAUGUUGUUGGACUACAACUCUCAUAAUCUUUUAUCACUGGCUCUGCUGGCUGGGGCCGUUGCCCAGUCUAUCAUCAUCUGGAGAGCCACAGGUUCCCCAUACCUCACCUAUGGAAAGUAUCAGACAGCAAUGAGGCAAUUUGUUCUUGCGUUCCAAUUCCAUUAAUCUCACAAUGCUCAGUCUGCAUAUAGUUAAGUAGUGGCACAUGCUGUGAUGCCACAUUGCUACUUCCCUGCUCAAUUAUAUCUAGUGAAGUACACACACGUGAAACUAAUUUGCAACUAUCUCCCAAAUGCUUCCAUACACACACAAGUAUCUUAGAGUGGCUGUGGCAUAGAACACAGCCAAAAAGGUAGUACAGAACUGCACUAGCACUAUUUUGCUUAUUGCAGUUUGUGACUGCUGGCCAGAGAAAAUACUGUAAGAUUAUAUUUGCUGUCUAGGUUUGCCUGCCAAAUGAUAAAGCAUGUGUGACCAGCUGCUCGGCCACGGGACUUAUGGACCCCGGCAUAGUUUUAUGGUUGAGAAUCUCAAGUGAAGACUAGGCACACAGCUUCCAUGCCAUUCAGAGAAGGAUGACUUGGCAAAUUGGCAAUGUUCAAUUAAUGCAGUGUCUGUGUCUCAAUGAUGGGCAGAGUUCUACAAUGUGAUAUCUGGAUAGACUUGGGUCAUGGAAACCUGAAUUACAUUCAACUCAUAGGGAGGCCUCAGGUUUACUUACUGCACCUCACAGGGCUGCUCAAGGAUAAAACAGGAUGCUAUUUAUGCUGCCCUGAGCUCCCUUGAGGAACAGCAACAUACAAGUGUGAUAGAUAAAAUAAGUAUCACCAUUGUUUUUUGUUCAGGGUUGUUAAAACAAAAAGGGAUUGCGAAGAGCUCCAAAAAGACCUCUCCAAACUGAGUGAAUGGGCGGGAAAUGGCAAAUGCAAUUCAAUAUAAACAAGUGUAAAAUUAUGCAUAUUGGAGCAAAAAAUCUUAAUUUCACAUAUACGCUCAUGGGGUCUGAACUGGCGGUGACCGACCAGGAGAGAGACCUCGGGGUUGUAGUGGACAGCACGAUGAAAAUGUUGACCCAGUGUGCGGCAGCUGUGAAAAAGGCAAAUUCCAUGCUAGGGAUAAUUAGGAAAGGUAUUGAAAAUAAAACAGCCGACAUCAUAAUGCUGUUGUAUAACUGUAUGGUGUGGCCGCAUUUGGAAUACUGUGUACAGUUCUAGUCGCCUCAUCUCAAAAAGGAUAUUGUAGAGUUGGAAAAGGUUCAGAAGAGGGCAACCAGAAUGAUCAAGGGGAUGGAGCGACUCCCUUAUGAGGAAAGGUUGCAGCAUUUGGGGCUUUUUAGAAAAGGCGGGUCAGAGGAGACAUGAUAGAAGUGUAUAAAAUUAUGCAUGGCAUUGAGAAAGUGGAUAGAGAAAAGUUCUUCUCCCUCUCUCAUAAUACUAGAACUCGUGGACAUUCCAAAAAGCUGAAUGUUGGAAGAUUCAGGACAGACAAAAGGAAGUACUUCUUUACUCAGCGCAUAGUUAAACUAUGGAAUUUGCUCCCACAAAACGCAGUAAUGGCCACCAGCUUGGAUGGCUUUUAAAGAAGAUUAGACAAAUUCAUGGAGGAGAGGGCUAUCAAUGGCUACUAGCCAUGAUGGCUGUGCUCUGCCACCCUAGUCAGAGGCAGCAUGCUUCUGAAAACCAGUUGCCGGAAGCCUCAGGAGGGGAGAGUGUUCUUGCACUCGGGUCCUGCUUGCGGGCUUCCCCCAGGCACCUGGUUGCCCACUGUGAGAACAGGAUGCUGGACUAGAUGGGCCACUGACCUGAUCCAGCAGGCUCUUCUUAUGUUCUUAUGAGAGUCUCCCUUCUCUGUAAAAUAGUAAGAUUAUUGUGCAACACACACUUUUGGAGACCGUGCAGGCAAAAGUCAUCAAAGAACUGCAAUUGUAAUUGAAAACGGGCUUACUGGUGUAACAUCAUUUACACACAAACGUAAAGGUGACCCAUGAAAGAUACUUACAUCCCACUUUACUUUUGCUAAGACUGAGGUUAAACUAGGUAUGACUACGCAUUUUUAAAAACCCUGAGCUUGGAACUGGCAAUCUUGUUUUUAAAUCAGGGCAAACAGCGGGGGGAGAGGGGGAGAAGGAAAAAAAUGAGUAAAUGGUACAGAGGAAAAUGUACUCUUCUGGUGGGUCUGAUCUGGAUCAGGACUUUUUAACAUGUUAUCUAAAAAAAGUAAAACAUAACAAUAAACAAACUAGAUGGGAAACAAUGUUUGUAGUCACCAUACAGUGUGAAUAUAAACCACAGGGAACUGUUAUAUUGAUACUCAUCAACCCAAGAUACCCUUCCACAGUUCUUCAUGGGGAGAGGAGACAGUGGUUGCCAAAUUUUCUUUUGUGUUAACAUAUGAAAUAAAGCAACAUGUUAUAAAAGUAA